Molecule: messenger RNA, 4873 nt
Organism: Cavia porcellus (domestic guinea pig)
Lineage: Eukaryota; Metazoa; Chordata; Mammalia; Rodentia; Caviidae
Gene: Dbr1
Product: debranching RNA lariats 1
Exons: 8
Coding region: 124-1758 (544 amino acids)
Biological process (GO): mRNA splicing, via spliceosome
Cellular component (GO): nucleus
Molecular function (GO): RNA lariat debranching enzyme activity
Source: RefSeq, a predicted model, not a curated record
AAGUUACUUGCAGCGGCGGCCUCCGGGAGCCGCACUGUUAAUGUUGGCGGGAGCGCAGCGGGUAGUCCCGAGUGCCUAGCAUUUGGGCCUGGAACGCCCGGAGUGACGGGCAGAGCCGGCAGAAUGCGGGUGGCGGUGGCCGGCUGCUGCCAUGGCGAGCUGGACAAGAUCUACGAGACGCUGGCGCUGGCGGAGCGGCGCGGUGCAGGCCCGGUGGACCUUCUUCUGUGCUGCGGCGACUUCCAGGCGGUGCGCAACGAGGCCGACCUGCGCUGCAUGGCCGUGCCGCCCAAGUACCGCCACAUGCAGACUUUCUACAGGUAUUACUCUGGAGAGAAAAAGGCUCCAGUUCUCACGAUCUUCAUCGGGGGAAACCACGAGGCCUCAAAUCACUUGCAAGAGUUACCCUAUGGUGGCUGGGUGGCACCGAACAUUUACUAUUUAGGUUUGGCUGGUGUAGUAAAAUACCGAGGCGUAAGGAUUGGCGGAAUUUCUGGUAUCUUUAAAUCUCAUGACUAUCGAAAAGGUCAUUUUGAAUGUCCUCCUUACAAUUCAUCUACAAUAAGGAGUAUAUAUCAUGUGAGAAAUAUUGAAGUCUAUAAAUUAAAACAGCUGAAGCAGCCUAUAGAUAUAUUUUUAUCUCACGAUUGGCCAAGAAGCAUAUAUCAUUAUGGAAAUAAGAAACAACUUCUUAAGACCAAAUCGUUUUUCCGACACGAAGUGGAAAAUAACACGUUGGGAAGUCCUGCAGCCUCAGAACUUUUAGAGCACCUAAAACCUACUUACUGGUUUUCUGCACACCUUCAUGUGAAAUUUGCAGCCUUGAUGCAGCACCAGGCCAUGGAAAAAGGGCAGACAGCCAAAGCAACCAAAUUUUUAGCCUUGGACAAAUGCUUACCACAUAGAGACUUCCUUCAGGUUUUAGAAAUAGAACAUGACUCCAGUGCUCCUGAUUACUUGGAGUAUGAUGUUGAGUGGCUCACUAUUCUCAGGGCUACUGAUGAUCUUAUUAAUGUGACUGGGAACCUAUGGAAUAUGCCUGAAAAUAAUGGCCUGCAUGCAAGGUGGGAUUAUAGUGCAACAGAAGAAGCUAUGAAGGAAGUACUGGAAAAGUUGAAUAAUGACCUUAGGGUUCCGUGUAACUUUAGUGUAACUGCUGCUUGUUAUGACCCUUGCAAGCCUCAGAUGCAGGUAGAGCUGGUUCAUAGGAUCAAUCCUCAGACUACUGAAUUUUGUGCUCAACUUGGCGUCACAGACAUUAAUAUCAGGCUUCAGAAGGCCAAGCAAGAACAUCAUUUGUGUGGUGAAUAUGAAGAGCAGGAUGAUGUGGAGAGUAAUGACUCUGGGGAAGAGCCAAGUGAGUAUAACACAGACACUUCUGCUUGGUCCUCUAUUAAUCCAGAUGAAAUAAUGUUAGACGAAGAAGAGGAAGCUGAAGAUAGCAUUGCACACAGUGAUGUGAAUACCCCAUCUGUUGAACCUUCUUCCUAUCAAGAUUCUGACUUUUCCACAAGCUUUUCUGAUGUCAGGAUCUUGCCAAGUUCCAUGAUUGUAUCUUCCGAUGAUAUACCAGAUUCACCGACUGGUAGAGAGGGGAAAGUUGAUGAGACUGUGGAGUUGGGGGAUGGAAAGGACUUAACUGAGGUGCCAUUGAAGAGGCUGAGCGAAGAACAUGAACCUGAACAAAGAAAGAAGAUUAAGAGGAGGAAUCAAGCCAUCUAUGCUGCAGCAGCUGAUGAGGAUAAUGAUGCGGCAUAAGACAGUUUACAUGUGCUGGUAUCAUAAUGUAGGUGAUUUUUGAGACCCUAUUUUUAGAGUUAGAUUUUUGAUUCAAGAUUUAACUUUGUAAUAAUGAAGUGGCAAGAGUAUUUUAGCUAGAUAAUGACUUUUUCUAGAGAUUUUGUAUGUUUCGGGUAAAAACAUUAAAAUUUUAUAUAUUUACUUCGUGACUACCUUUUUUUGAAGACAUUCACUUCCAGUUUUUCAGCAAACACUGCACAUAUUUGUGCUGAGCACUUUUCUCUAAGAUAGGACUAGAAAGAUGAAUAAGACAGGAAUGCUUAAGGCACUGGAAAUAUUAAAUUAUAAAUAUUUUGAUGUAUAAAAUAUGGCAUAUUUAUAUUUUACUCUACAAAGUUGCAUCAGUAAUGUAUAUAUACGUAUGUGUGCUUUCUUUGCGUUAUAAUUUUUCCUUGGUCAGUUUUUAAUGUCUGUCAAAUAUAAAUUGAAAUCGAAGAUAUCAGUAUUUCAGGAAAUAAAUUAUUGUCAAUGCUAACCAGUGGUAAGCAUAAAAUCUCACACUCAAUACUGAAACUAUAACCAUUGACUCUUGGAUAUGUUUUAAUUUUUACAUAAGUGUAUUGUCUAUGUACAGAUCAUUUUUGGCACAGUUGGUAUUAUUUACCAACAAGAGCUCAGUUGCUGUCCUUCACGCUGCAUGAUGGAUUGCUGGUAUUAAACUAGUUUUAACGAGCCGUGUGGCAAAAUCACUUUUCUGUCUCUAGUUAAAAUGCCUGGGCCACCAGAGGAGACUGUUGCCUUGGACUUUGAAUCAGGAAUAAUGGGACCUAGUUUUAUUCUGGUGUUGCUAGACAUGGUGCCAUAGACCUGUAACCCCAGCAUUUCGGAGCCUUAGGAGGCAUGUGAGUUCAAGGCAGCUUGUAGUACCUAAUGAGUUCAAGGCUAGUCUGAAGUACACAAUGGGACUCUGUCCCCAAAAAAACAAAACCAAAAAUUAUUGUAGCGCCUCACCAUCCUGAAGUCCAAAUCCUGGAAGCAAUUUAGGAAAAUGGUAGUUGGCAUUCCUCAGUUAGCAUUUGACUUGAAAAAGGUGUAGCACAGUAAUGGCAAAUCUUUCAGAACUUCUAAUGAUACACACAGCCUGCUAUGGCACUCAUGCUAUGUGUUCGUACUCCUAGUCCAAGACUAUGGGGCUUUUAUCUAUAGAUUCUUUUUUUUUUUUGAGUUGAAUAUUUGUUUUAAUUCUUAUUUGCAUAUAAUAUUUAAAGCUGUGAAUUUCUCCCAAUUGCUGAUUUGAGUUCUGUAAUUCUGAUGUAUAGUGUAAUUUUCCCAGAAAACAACUUUCAGUGAUAUAAGAGCACACAGAAUUUAUCAAUAUAAUAUGCCUAAGGCACUGGAAAUAUGAAAUCAUCUCUCAGAAAUUCUUACAGAGAAAAGCAGAAAGUAGGUAUAAAACAAAUGUUAGAAUUAAUAAACGUUCUCAAAAACUAACAAAACCACAAAGCUUACCUAAGCAAGAAAUUAGACAAAAUUCUGUAUAGCUUGGUAUAAAUUUGAUAAAUGGACUGAAAAUGAGUUACUGGUGUUCACCCAGCUAAGACUGGAGGGUUAAACAAAAUUUCAUUUAAGCAGAAAAAAAUAUCAGUUAUCCCAUUAAAAAGCACUCACAGCAGAUGGUUUUAGGGGAAAAUGCUACCCUUUCUAAAGGCCAGACAGUCCUAAUGGUAUGUAAACUUCCAAAAUACAUAAAAAUGAUGGAAAUCUUUGGUUUCUGUGAAACAAAUAUAACAUUGAUGCCAAAUUAAAACAGAUAAACCAUAAAUCAAUCUCAUGUAUGACUAUUGAUACAAAAGCGUUAAGUUAGCAUAUUGUAAGAUGUUUUGGCAUGACCAACACAGUGCUGUUCCAUGUUAGAAGUCUGUUCAUAUCAUCAAUGUAUUAAUCUAAGGAUAUGUGAUUUCCAUAAAUAAUGAAAAGACUUCAAAUUCAAUACCCACUUAAGAUUCUGUUAAAAAAAAAAGAUCAGAUCUAGCAUCUUGCUUAAGAAAACACUAAAUAAUUCUGUCAAAGCUAGUUACACAAGUAAUGCUACCUACUACCUUCAUUAUAUUUCACAUUUGUCUUGGAAAGAACAAAAUCAGGUGGUAUAGUGAGGGGAAUCAGAAUUGCAAAGGAAGAGUGACCUAUAUACAGGUAAUGUGAUAAUUUAGCUGAAAAAGCUACUCGAAAAAGUAGUAAGAUACAGAAUUAAUGUACAGACCAGUAGUUUUCACAAAGUUAUAAAUAAUAUGUACAUGAAAAAUGGAGCAACUUAAGAAAUGUGCAAAAGCUAUAGAGAGGAAAACAAAAUACAGCUGAAAAAUAUUAAGACUAGAAAAUCAUCUUUUAUUCUUGGCUAUAGAGAGGAAAACAAAAUACAGCUGAAAAAUAUUAAGACUAGAAAAGCAUCUUUUAUUCUUGGAUAGAUUUAACUUUUUUUAUUAGUGCAUGUUUUAUUAGUGCACAAUGUUUACUACAUUCCUUGUGAGAAGUUGGCACAGGUACAUAACGACAUCUUAAUUCCUUUUUCAUCUCCUUACUCUUCCCUCCUCUUCCCAUCUUUUGAAUCCUUUCUUGUAUUCUUUGUACACGUUUGCUGUACGUAGUGUUUGCAUUUCUGUGGGGAGUUGGUAUAGGUCUAUAACACAUCUCAAUUCACUUUUUCAUCCCCUUUCUCUGCCCUUUCCCGCAAUCUCUUGAUCCCUUUUCCCUUCAAGAAAGAUGUAUCUCUGCUUCCUUUUUCUACAUUUUACUUUGCUCUUUAUACUUUGGGUUUCUCACAUAAGAGAAGCCACUUAAUAUUUAAACUUGUGUGUCUGAUUUAUUUCACUUAGCAUAUGCUCAAGCCUUCAUACCUUCAUACCGCGUUACAUCUUUAGCCCCUGUCUUAUUUUUCAUUUGAGACAGAUCUUGCUAGAUUGCUCAGGCUGGACUUAAACUUGCCAUUGUCCUUGCUAAGCCUCUUAGAGUGGUUACAAUGUGGGUGUGUACCACCACACUCCUUGUUAAAGAUUUUGAUUUGUCCCAAUUUACUAUGUAAUUGUUUACUGUUUCUUAAGUUGUUUCAUUUCAAUAAAAAUAUUCCUCCUCCCCA